AUGUCUCAUUUGAAGAAGGAAUGGAGUUCGGCGCCUGGCGCCAACACCUACGUUGCGUUCAAAGAUAGCGACAGUGCCGGCAGCUUUGUGCUGGAGAAUAUUGAGGACGAUGAAAGUUCGACGAUGAUGGAAGCCACCAUCAAUCAGUAUCACGCUGCACUUGAACAGAUAAUCAAAAAGAAUGCUGUUGUUGGAACUGUAACACAGUUGCUGAAGGUAUAUUUAGCUUAA
This is a messenger RNA of Gongylonema pulchrum, 231 nucleotides long. NCBI's taxonomy places the organism in Eukaryota, Metazoa, Nematoda, Chromadorea, Rhabditida, Gongylonematidae. The record is from the annotation of a GenBank genome assembly.